CACUUCACUUUCUCCACAAACACACCAUCCAUCUCACUCCACACAAACAUGGCAUUCUCCAAACCUCUUGCUCUCAUUCUCCUCACAUUCCUCUCCCUCUUCGCUUCUAAAAUCCAAGCCCAAGCCCCGGCACCGGCUCCCUCCGGCCCGGUGAACUUAACCGCAAUCCUCGAAAAAGCCGGGCAAUACACCACCCUCAUCCGCCUCCUCAAGGAAUCCCAACAACUCACCCAAAUUGAGAGCCAACUCAACUCCACCACCCAAGGCUUCACCCUCUUCGCCCCGACCGACAACGCCUUCCAAAACCUCAAGUCUGGCGCCAUCAAUGACCUCACCGAUGACCAGAAAGUGAAGCUCAUUCUCUACCAUGUCACGCCAAAGUACUACUCCCUCUCCGAUCUCCAAACAGUGAGCAACCCCGUGAGGACACAGGCUUCUGAGAAAGAAGGCUCUUGGGGGCUUAACUUCAAGGGUCAAGGGAACCAAGUGAAUGUGACCACCGGGGUGGUCACUACUUCUAUCAACAACGAUUUGAGGCAACAGUUCCCUCUGGCGAUUUACCAAGUGGACAAGGUGUUGUUGCCAUUGGAGCUUUUUGGAGCCAAGUCUCCAUCUUCAGCUCCAUCUCCUAAGUCAUCUGAAACAACUCCCUCUGAUGAGACACCGAGCUCCGGAAAGAAGGGUGGAGCUCCGUCGCCGGCGGCUAGCCAGAAGGAUAAUGGUGUGGCUGGGAGGAAUGUGGGUUUGGGAUUGGUUCUUGGGCUUGGAUUCAUUUGCAUGGGAGCUCUCUCUUGAUCUCAUCAUGAGAAUUAUAAAUUUCUGUUUCAUGUUGGUUGUUUCUCUUACACUUUUGUUCUUGUCUCAUUUUUCCCGUACAGUCAAAGGGAAUUUGGGUUGUGUUUCAUACGAGCUUAUUCUUUGUGUUUCAUUACAUUAUGAAAUCUCGUGUUAUAAGGAGUUUCAAUUACCUCACA
Lotus japonicus is the source of this 974-nucleotide messenger RNA. Its product is annotated as fasciclin-like arabinogalactan protein 13. Lineage: Eukaryota; Viridiplantae; Streptophyta; Magnoliopsida; Fabales; Fabaceae. The transcript has a single exon. The record is from RefSeq and is a predicted model, not a curated record. The coding region runs from base 49 to 795 and encodes 248 amino acids.